ACAGAACUCCUGACAGACUCUCAGCCUUGCAGACUCUCCUGUGCCAAGUAUAACCCACUACCACCGGGAUUCAUUUGCGACUCCUGUUCCGUGGCCAUGGCUUUGUCCGGGCUGCAGAAAGAAGUUCUUGCCCUCUACCGGCAAUGCCUGCGUGCAGCGCGCCAGAAGCCCGAGGCAACUCAAAGUCACUUCAAAGCCUAUGCUAGGGCCGAGUUUGGCAAGAGUAUUUUGAUCAGCAAGAAGGACUUCUCGGCCAUAGAGUUCCUCCUGCGUAAAGGAAGGCGUCAGCUUGAUCUCUACUCCCAGCCAAACAUCAGAGACAUUCGGUGACCCAUGCUUGCCAUGCUGGUCGCUUGUCUGUUAUGCGCCUCCAGCAGCCCUCGAUCUGCUCGCCUGAAGAACAAGCAAUCAUUCGAGGC
Molecule: messenger RNA, 419 nt
Organism: Microdochium trichocladiopsis
Lineage: Eukaryota; Fungi; Ascomycota; Sordariomycetes; Xylariales; Microdochiaceae
Exons: 3
Coding region: 97-330 (77 amino acids)
Biological process (GO): mitochondrial respiratory chain complex II assembly
Cellular component (GO): mitochondrion
Source: RefSeq, a predicted model, not a curated record